Molecule: messenger RNA, 543 nt
Organism: Epithele typhae
Lineage: Eukaryota; Fungi; Basidiomycota; Agaricomycetes; Polyporales; Epitheliaceae
Exons: 2
Coding region: 1-543 (180 amino acids)
Biological process (GO): resolution of meiotic recombination intermediates; double-strand break repair via homologous recombination
Cellular component (GO): RecQ family helicase-topoisomerase III complex; nuclear body
Source: RefSeq, a predicted model, not a curated record
AUGGCCGCCCCCCUAUCUGUGAUUACCCAAUGGCUGAAGAAAACAUACCCUCGUCCUGCGGUUGAUCCUGAAUGGCUCGAAGGAUGUUACUCUUGGAUUGUAGAAGAGCUCCAGCUAGACCCCUCCCGAGACAUGAAAACGAUCCUAGAAAACGUGGACACACAGCUUCUAGAGUCUGACUUCGCGGACAGUAUGCGCAGCGGCUCUGGUAUACCACCGAACGCCAUAGGUGCAGACGAAACGAUGGUGAUCAAAGGUCCCAUCCUCGUCGAAGUUGUCGAGAUAAUGGAAGUCGGUCAAAGCGCGUAUUCGUUGCUGCAGGUCCACGAAUCCCGCGUCGAGUACCAGAAGCAGGCCCAGAUUCGUACCGCUAGCGGAGACCCUGAAGAGCACAAACCGAUGCCCAAGUUUCCGAGAUCUAUGUUGCAGUUACGUUUGAGUGACGGCCAGCAUGUCAUCACCGCGGUUGAGCACAAGAGUUUACCGGGAAUUGAACUUGGCGAGACCCCUCUUGGUUUCAAGGUAAGUUGCCGUUUCAAUUGA